CGCCCGUACGCUUGACCCGAGAUCCAAACCCCAGGCCUCGCCACAUCUCUGAUCUCUCCCGCGCCGGGGCUAAUGGAGUUGGCCACGGCCGGCGGUUCCACCGCCACCGCCUCCACGCCGGCCUGCCCGCCUGUCCCCUCCCGGCCGAUGGACCCCGACUUCCUCAGCUGGGUCCUGCAGCCCCCGACCCCCUCCUCCUCCCGCCCCGACGCCGACUACGCGGCCCUCCGCCGCCUCCUCCUCCGACGCAAGCCCUCCUCGGCGCUCCAGCACCGCAUGGAGUGGCGGUGCACUGGCAGGGGCUAUGUUGCCUACCGCAACUUCCUCCUCCGCCGCAUCGACGGUGGCGCCGCCUCCAGCAGCGCCCACAGCACGCCGAGCAACAGUGGGAGAUGGGCUCCUUCUCCUGCCCAUGCUGCAUUGUCCGAGGCAGACAGCUGGAGUUCUAUCCGGGACUGGAGAAGUAACAGUGGACCGUUAACCGGCAAUAUAAGUAUCAGCUCAAAGCAGAGUGAUCCUGAGCGUCAUGUCAGAUUUGCUGAGCCUGCAUACUCAUUUGUUGGCAUGCAUUGCAUCUUUGAUGACUGCAAAGCAACAGUUACAAUAUUGAAAUUUGGUCGCGCAAGUUCAGAUCUGCUUGCAUAUGGUGCAUCUGAUGGCAGUUUAACAGUCUGCCAGGUUUCCGACCCACCAUCUGUUCUUAAAAAAUUAAUAGGGCAUUCUAAAGAUAUCACAGAUUUUGAUUUUUCAUCUAAUAACCAAUACAUUGCGUCCUGCUCCAUGGAUAAGACUAUGAGAGUAUGGGAGAUUUCAAAAGGCACUUGUAUCAGGGUUGUAUAUGGGGUUUCUUCCCAGCUAUGCAUAUGCUUUCAUCCUGUAAAUAAUAAUUUACUUUUAGUUGGCAACGCAAACAGGGAGAUCAAUGCCAUUAAUUUUAGUACUGGGAGAAUAGUCAGCAAGCUUACCUUUGAUGAUGCAGUUACUGCUUUGGAUAUUGAUCACACUGGACAACUUAUUUUUGCUGGUGAUGCUCAGGGUUGCAUAUAUACUGUCAGUGUGAAUUCACACACAGGUUCAUUAUCUAGAACUCAUAAGAACAAGAGCAAUAAGACAAAGUCUCCUGUUACAACCAUUCAAUACCGCACCUUCUCUCUGGUUGCACGUUGCCCAGUCCUCCUUUCUUGUGUUCAAAAUGGAAACCUGUUUUUCUUCAGCAUUGCAACAGAUUCCAAGGGAUACUUGACCCUCAUAUGCUCUCUAAAAUUGGCGUCACCUGUGCAGACCAUCCGUGCUUCUUUCUGUCCCCUCCUUUCCCUUGAGAAAGGAGAGUUCAUUGUCACGGGUAGUGAGGAUGCAAAUGUUUACUUCUACGAUUUGGCACGGCCAAAGAACUCGUGUGUAAAUAAACUGCAGGGACAUGGCUCUUCAGUAAUUGGAGUGGCCUGGAAUCAUGGGGAAAACUUGCUUGCGUCGUCUGAUUCGGAUGGUACAGUUAUUGUAUGGAAGCGGGCAAAAAACUAAUUAGAGUGGAGUCUACAUCACGAAAAGUUGUUUAUAUAGAAGGUGAUCGUUUGGGUUUUUCAUAUUUACAAUCGAAAAAAUAUAAAUAAAACAUUUAUACAUGUAUUCUUAGCGAUAUAACAGACAAUG
Molecule: messenger RNA, 1650 nt
Organism: Oryza brachyantha (malo sina)
Lineage: Eukaryota; Viridiplantae; Streptophyta; Magnoliopsida; Poales; Poaceae
Product: WD repeat-containing protein 13
Exons: 12
Coding region: 73-1521 (482 amino acids)
Cellular component (GO): nucleus
Molecular function (GO): protein binding; promoter-specific chromatin binding
Source: RefSeq, a predicted model, not a curated record